Messenger RNA from Cuculus canorus (common cuckoo), 5992 nucleotides. It is a transcript of the gene BCLAF3, whose product is annotated as BCLAF1 and THRAP3 family member 3. Gene Ontology annotation, molecular function: DNA binding; transcription coregulator activity. NCBI's taxonomy places the organism in Eukaryota, Metazoa, Chordata, Aves, Cuculiformes, Cuculidae. The record is from RefSeq and is a predicted model, not a curated record. Gene Ontology annotation, cellular component: mediator complex. Bases 443 to 2602 code for a protein of 719 amino acids. The transcript is spliced from 12 exons. Gene Ontology annotation, biological process: positive regulation of transcription by RNA polymerase II.
UUGUCAAGAAUCUCCAAUGCUAUGAUCAGUUUUGGGCCCCUCCCUACGAGGACAGUGAGGUACUGGAGUGCCUCCAGAGAAGGGCAACAAAGCUGGUCAAGGGUCUGAAGAACAAGCCUUACAAGGAGUGGCUGAGGGAACUGGAGUUGUUUAGUCUGGAGGAAAAGAGGCCGAGGAGAGGCCUUAUCACUGUGUACAACUGCCUGAAAGGAGGUUGUAGUGAAGUGGGUGUUGGGUCUCUUUUCCCAAGUGAGAGGCAAUAGGCCUAGAGGAAAUGGGCUCAAGUUGCGGCAGGGGACAUUUAGAUUGGAUAUUAGGAAAUAUAACUUCAGUGAAGUGGUUUUCAAGCACUGGAACAGGCUGCCCAUGGAGGUGGUUGAGUCACCAUCGCUGGAGGCAUUUAAAAGACAGCUUCAAGAAACCCUUAUAAACACGUGAGAAGAUGACAAGAUCUAGAUCAAGAUCACCACGAUGGAAACAGAGGUCCUUAUCUCCAGCAUUUAGAAGUCCGGAGCACCAUAGGCAAAGGCAUGCUCCUGUUAAUUAUGACUGUGAAUAUAAAAGCUUUCGUAAGGACCCAAAGAAGCCUAUAACUUGGAGAACAGAAGAUGAAAAAUAUGGACAAAGCAAUUCUAGGUUUGCACCUCAUAGAAAUAACCACCAGAGAAUAUAUGAACGUAGGUCACCUUCACCGAACCUGAAAAGAAUUCCCACGGAAGAUACUUACAAUUAUAAGCCCUACAGAACGCAUUCAUCUGAAAGAACUGAAAGCAAUAGGAGAUGCCAGUUACCACCAAAAUACUCGGACUUACCUUAUAAAGAGCACGAUCGUCCGUUUUACCAACACAAAAUGGAAGAAAGAUACAUGUUUCAGCACUACAAAGUCACUGGAAAUGAAAAAGGGAUGAAACCUUUCCAUAGACCUUUAGGGGCUUCAUGUAAACUUGAAAGAAAAUGGCAUGAAGAUGACUUGAGGCACCAGAGGUUACAUGAAGAGAAGUACGGUCAGUCACCCAGAAGAGUUUCUGAUGAAUUUACGGCAAGGAGCUCUUUACAGAAGAGGUAUCCUGAAGAUCACGAUUACAGAGAAUAUGGGCACACGUCUAAAAGGGCUAAAGAAAUGGAGAGGUAUGACGGUGGCGAAGUAGCAAGAAAUUCCAAGUGGAAGCAAGAACGUUCUUUUCCACCCUACCAAGAAAUGGAGGAGGAAAGAAAUCUGGUUGCCCAGUCCCACCGACCGGCUGAAAAGGAGUACUCGGAGGGUUCUGUCACAAAGAUAGCCUAUGAGUACGGUCACAAGCGGCACAGGCAUGUGGAUGGGGAAAAACCUUUUUCAGAUGAUAGAGCUCAGAAGUAUGUGAAGCAGGAAGACCAGAAAUAUGGUUCUUCUAAGGGUGCCCGAAAUAGCAAAGAGUUAGAUUACUUUAGCAGUGGAAGAGCGAGACGGACUGAAGAAGGGCAUGUUGAAGUACCUGUUAAAUAUAGUUCAAAGAAGGGCUGCAAUGCUUGUGUUAACUCUUCCAAAACGGAUGUUGAUCUGAGAUCUUUUAAAAACAAAGCGAAGGAAAGAGUAAGGAAAGAAGGAGAAUUCAGGAAAAAAGUAGAUUCCUCCGAUAGCCAGCAUGAUCCGAGUCAUACUGUUUCAGAUGUGAAAGUGUCAGAUGUCAACUGUAGGAGGGAACAUCUCACAAUCAAAGUGGAUAUGAAGAAAAUGGUGACCAAGUACAGGACUGCUUCUAGUCAUACUACGGAGAGGCAGAUGUCACAUGAUCUGGUUGCUGUUGGCAGGAAGAAUGAGAAUUUUCAUCCGGUGUUUGAGCACAUGGAAUCUGUAACACAGAAUGUUGAAAACGACCCAUCAAGAGAGUUUACUCAGGAAAUAAUAACAAUUAUCCAUCAAGUUAAAGCAAAUUAUUUUACAUCUUCUGACAUAACUCUUCAUGAACGGUUCUCAAAAAUUCAGGCUAAACCAGUUGCAAAUAUGAAUGAAGUUAAAAUACAUUUGGAUCCAGAAAUUCACAGGAGGAUUGACAUGUCUCUAGCAGAACUUCAGAACAAACGAACUGUGCCAUCUGAAACUCCCCAGAACAUUAUGAGAGUGUUAGAAGAUCCAAAUGAUCUACGGCAUGAUAUAGAAAGGAGAAGAAAAGAGAGAUUGAAGAAUGAAGAUGACAGAGUGUUUCAUGUAGAUGGUGUAACUCCAAGGAACCAGCAGAUCUGCAGUCUUUCAAAAUUACAAAACUCUCAACCUGAUGGCUUCCAAAAGCCUAUGAGGUUCAUUAAGCCACCUUUUAGGAAAUUUAUUGGGAGACCUCACCUGAAUUCUUACUAUUCUUCAAAACCAAGUGAUACUUACCCUUACAGACGCAUUAGAGGACACAUGGAAAAUGCAGGACCCAUCAGAAGACCCUUUAAGAGCAACUUUGCAGAUGGCCGUUUGCAAUCCCAUUACAAAUCAGGCUUAGUACAGAAGGGGUUAUAUAUUCAGGCUAAGUACCAGCGGUUACGUUCUGUUGGUGUAAGGGGAUUUACCACUAAUAGAUUCAGAGAUGGAUUUUUGAGGAAAGAAAAGGGAAAUUUAAAUAUUGCAACAGAAACCUGAACUGAGCUGUGAUCCUGAAGUUGAAACAGACAACACAGCAAACGGAGCAUCUGUUAGCUUUUUGACAGCUUUGUCAAGACUUAAAAUAGGAUAAAGGAACUAACUCUGUAACUUUCUUGAUUAAAAAUAACUUUAUUUUUCAGUAGUGGAAUGCUGCAGAACUUUUUUACAGUUUUAACAAUUGCUUUUAAAGUACAGUAUUCAACUGAAACAUUGUAGUAUGUACCUGUAGUUCCUUUUCCAUACCAGUCUCGAGUAAAGAAGUCAUUGAAGGGAGUCUUAUUUAUUGAAUACUUUUUUCUCUGAGCAUGAUGUUACAGAGGGAACUUGAGUUGUUGUACCGAGAGGUUUCUGUGUUGAAAGUUUAUUGCUUAUGUAAUAAAAAAAAAAAAAAGAAAAAAAAAAAAGUGCCUGAAUUGUUUGGUAAUAGCACAUUAGCUCAGGAUUUUCCAAGUAAAGACCUUUUAGGUUGUGCAAUAGAUUUUACACCUCUGUUCAGUUAUUAUGGUAAAAUAAUAUUUUGUAUUACCUUAAUAAUACAGUUGGGUUUCUGAUGUAAAUAUGAAUUUGUAAAUUGGUAGAACAUUGGGACAACUUUUCAGUGUUUGAUUAAAAUGAAUGGUAACGGGCAGGUAUGUAAUGUACUGUAGCAGUAGCUUAUCACUGCACCAAAAGCAUGCUUGGGUUUGUUAGAGGAUUAGUUGGUCUGUACUCGAAGUUAUUCUGUCUCAUUAUAUUUUGGUGUAUGACAUUCUUGACCAAGCCACGUGUUCUCUAAUCUUUUUCGGCGUAAAUGAUUUGAUGACUUCCUGGAUUCUGAAAUUGGGGCCUGAAGUAUUUAAUUACAAGAAAAACAAUAAAAGUAAGUUUUUCUAAGUGUCUUCUAACAAAGCUGUUCAUAAUUGAAACUGCUUUAAGUGCAGAUAGCUUGUAAUUUUGUUUAAAAACCCAGUAGUUCUCUGAAGCUUACCAAACAGCAAUAUUGUUAUGCUGUGUGCAAAACUCAAAUAUCCAGACAUGUUUUAUAAGCGGCUAUAAACAAUAUUUUGCUUUUUUAUUGUUUAUAGCCUUUGCCUUAAUACAUAAUAUAAGAUAGGAUUGUGUGUAUGUAUUACAGGUUUGUUUGGACCAUUUAUUGCUGGUAAAUUAAAGAUGUAUAGCAAGUAGUUUUCAGAGAUGACUUUAUUUAAGAAAAAAAUUAUUCACCAUAUCCACAGCAUAUGUGGGAUAAUGUAUUUCCAUAAUUUCCAAGAUAGUGUUGGCCACAUAAAAUGCAGGCUAGUGUCUGUGGUGGAUAGUAGAUCAGAAUUCUAAUAGUAGGCAGAGGUACGUUCAGAGAAAAGGGAAUCUGGUUUUGGGGUGGAAAGUCAAGAUGCGAUUUCUGUGUGGGUUUUUUCUAAUGUUUUUUUCAUAGUGCUUUCAGUAGAGAGAUUAUGUGAAAGUAGGGAUGGCUUGGAACAGCUAAACCAGGGUCACUUAACAUCUUUAAUUUAUGGGGCACACUGCUUAGUGUUCACAGGGAAUAAGCAGGCAGGAAGUGUGCCACAUCCAUUGAUGUUACGGUCAUUCAACAGUAACACCAGAUGGCUUGUUUCUAAAACCCAAGUUUUCAGUUGAAAUAACAAUCAUUAAUGUUUCAACUGUUUUUUCAGUAACUUUGACAUCUGUACACAAACUGGGAAGCUAAAAGAAAGGAAUUAUGUGGUCAGAGGCAGGCAACCUUCUGCAGAUAAGAAAGUGUUUAUUUACUUAUGCUGUUAGUGAUCAAGCUGGAAAAAUCAACCUGCAUAGAUUUGCCAGGAGAUGAAAAUAAGGAAUUGAAACAACAGAUUAAGUGAGUCAAUGUGAAACAAAUGUGGCGUGGCUGCAGUUGAGUGUCCUGCUGGCAGGGGAGAGCUGUGUGUACCCCUCCAGAGGAGGACUGGUUUACCCUCAAGCCAACCAGCUAUUCACACUGUGCCUGAAUGUGCUAAAGCACUGCAGAACACGUAAGAAGUGAAACCGUAUACGAUACAAGACAAACUACUGAAGCUAUGUUGUCUUAUUCAACAGGAUACUACUGUUUCUAUAAGCUUCCUGCAGUGUUCUUAUUAAAGCCUGGAGGAGAACUCGUUGUUAAGCAAAUGAGAAAAGUGGAUACAUGAAGAAACUUCUGACACGGCAGUUUUGCUAACGCUGUUUGGAAGUAAUGCUGAAGCAGUCGACUUCAGUCAGUUAAUGCUGCUUUAAUGGGGUUUAAAGGGUGACUGGCUCCUCGGAUUUAUUUUGUACUUUCUUAUUUUACCUCUGCAGGACUAUGAAUCUCUAAUUUGUUUUGUACUUGAACAGUUCAGCUUUUAUUUCUACAACUGAGAGUAAUGUAUUACAAACGAGAUUUUGACAUAUUUACUAACUUGAUUUUUUUUUUUUUUACUCCCCUUGCGUGUCCUUGGUGCCAAGAUAAACGUCAUGAUGAAAUGUAGUCACUGUUCCAGUUGCUUUAGCUUUUAUUUAAGUUGAUAUCAUUUGCUCAAAUCACAUUCUUUACUGGUAAUUUUACUUCACUGAUUUGCGAUUCUGCCAUGAUAAAACUUGCCAUGUUUUAUGAUAUACAUGCAGCAGUUGAAUUCUGUGACUGGGUUAGGUGCUUGAGGCAUCUACUCUGUGGUGUUAUCUGGCGUGAGAUGUUACUAUGGAUAUUUGUCUUUGUGAAUUAGAAAGACUUGUGUCUAUAUACUCAUACACAAAUCAGCUUAUUUAUUAUUUUGCCACAGAAGGUCUGUUUUACUGAAAUAUAAUGUUUGGUUGAGAACAACUUAUUGAAGUUACUGACAAGUUACUGAAGGCACAAGAAACUGUUAAAUAGAAAACAGAUCAGUUUACUUGAAUAACUUGGUGCUUUUGUGACUGCAUUGUAGAAAACACCUGUACAAAGGCUUAAGUAAUAUCGUGAUUAUUUUGUUGUUUCUAAUGGGAGCAUGGACUGCUAAGGUUGUUAGAAUAACCACUUUAAAUAUGUCUCAGCUUCAGAAAGGAAACAUUGUCUCUUGUAUUAGUAAAGCCUGUCACUGCAUUUGCAUUGGAAGGGCAGGUUAAAAAUAUGAUUGUCUAAGAGCUUUCUAGCUUUGUUUUAUACUUUGAAAAUAUAAAUGUGAAUAAUUGCCUUUCUCUUGGUUGACUUGAAAUGACUGUUAAAUGCUCAUGUCACAAUUUCACGUGUGAACAAUUGAGACUAUUUUUUUAAAUUGCUAUUCCAAAUGCAAUGGUUUUAAUGAUUAGAGUCUUCCUUAUAAGUGUCUGAAAUAACAAGUUGUUGUGAUGUUAGCAUUUAUAUUGCUGACCUGUUCAAUCUCUACGUAGAGUGGUUAGAAUCCUCAUUUUAAACUUUGUGAUGACAGAGUUCACAAGGUU